AAAUUCUGCAAAUGGGAAAAGACGGAAAAAAAUACGUAGGUUUUCACAAUAUCACUAUAUAAAUAUGCACAGAUAUUCUAGUGGUUCAUUAUAACACAAAAAAUCGACAUAUUCAGCAUAUCAUAGAAAACAAAAUGGCAUCAGGAAACUAUAGGAUUCCUCCAUAUUAUCCUUUUGAUACUCCAAUUCCUUUACAACCCAUCUACACAGUGACCGCUGGUAAUGAUAUUGGACGACUGGAAAAUCAGAUCGCCAUGGUGCAGGAACCUACUAGAGUUAGGAAGAAACGUUCUCCCUGUUGGACAGCAUUGACUACUCUUUCAGUGCUGGUGAAUGUGGUUCUUGCUGCUGGUAUCGUUUGGUGCUUAUUGUCACAUUUUGGCAAUAAAGAAAAGGUUUUAAAUUCAAAUGCAGACAUAUCAGAAGACAAUUCGCCCAGUACUCCAGUUUCACUAAAGAUCAAAUCCCAAGGAAACCCAUGCAAGAUCCUUACAUGUUCUGCCGUGUGUAUGCCUUGUCAGGCGCUCCAUUCAAAGUUGCUUUGGAGAGAAGUUUUGGUCAAAAUUCGUGCUGGAAAGACCGAUCUUUGUUGCAAAAAACUAGAAGAUUCAAUGAAAAGACUGAUUAAAGAGAUAAGAGAUGUUCAGAAAAUGAGUGAAGAUAAUCAUGGAGGGGAUCAAUAUAAAAGAACACGCCAAUCUGCGUUUUACAAUGUACACAAAAAUCAUAUUGGAGCUGACUUAGGACGAGUGCCUUUGAAAGACCCUGGCGUGAGCCCAUAUAUAACAACAAUAACAGUCAACGAAACCGGUGCAUACAAAAUAUUUACUGGAAUAACAAUGUCUGCUAAUUUGACGACUUGUAUUCCUUCGAAGGGAUACUUUAUUCGAGUAGUGGCAGAGCAUUCCAAUCGGGGCACAAUGCAUUUGUUAAGGAAAGACUGGAAAUGUCCAGUUGGACAUAAUACUGACUAUAUAAAUCCAGUGGAGGUACAAGAAGCAUUCUACUUGUCCAAUGGCACUAUUUUGUACGUGGAAGUUUUCAACAGACUCCAGAUAUACCGAUAUCAAAAUAGUGACUAUGUUGGACUUGUAAAGCUUUGAUUACAUGGUUGUGAUUCGUUGUAGGGCAUUACAUGGAUUCUACGGGUUGUUAUUUAAACUAUUUGUUAUUUAUUUAUUGACACUAUUUUCAUUUUUCAUA
Saccostrea cuccullata (small rock oyster) is the source of this 1203-nucleotide messenger RNA. RefSeq lists its product as uncharacterized. The transcript has 3 exons. Gene Ontology annotation, molecular function: protein binding. Lineage: Eukaryota; Metazoa; Mollusca; Bivalvia; Ostreida; Ostreidae. The coding region runs from base 135 to 1103 and encodes 322 amino acids. The record is from RefSeq and is a predicted model, not a curated record.